CGGCAGCUGCGCGACUUGCGGCGAAGGCGCGGCGGGGCCGGGGGCCGGGCGGGCGGCGGGAGCCGGCGGCUGUGAGGAGGCCUUGGCCGUCGCGGAAGUUGUGCCCGCUGUCCUGCGGCGCUGGCCGGGUUCGGCCUUUCGCUGCCAGCUCCCGAAAAGCAGAUCGCAGCAAGGAACCUGUCCGCGCCUUGGGAUUUGACUGUUCAGUGGGUUUUCCUGACCUUUAAAAUGCUAAAGCUUGUCGCUGCGGGAGGGAGAGAUUACGCUCGGUUUUAUCUAAACAGUUCCCUUCGGACCACAUCUGGGGAAUUGCUGUUGGUUUGCUGUCGUUAAGCGGGCCGGUGGGUUACAUCGCUUCUCCAGUGCGAUCCCCGACACGAAAGACAUCUCGGUCAGCCAGAAGUAAACACGGGGAUUACUGCUCUCGUGUGAAGCGGGGCAGCUCGGCACUGGCUGAAGAGCGGCGGGACUGACCCGGGCAGGCAGCGUCCCGGGAGCUGCGGCACAGCUGUAGUGAUCCAGGCUGGGCAGGCAGAGCUACUGAAAGCAGAGAGAAAGCUCUGCACCGGCUGCAGAGUCUGUCGUGAAGAAAGCCUGCAAAAAGGCCGUUCCGUCAGUGUUACUGAACAAACGUUCACCUGCGGGAUGAGUUUAGACUGUCAGUGCUUACUAGUUACUAUAUGGAGUGCCACAGCCCUAUUUUAGCUCUUCUGAAGCGUUAAUCUAGCCUCAAGCUUUGUUCCAGGAGGAUUUCCUUUCUCUCACAAAGCUCUGUCAACAAUUUCAUUUAGUUUGUUUGCCUGCCUAUGCACAAUACAUUGCAGCACAAAGAUUGAAGUCUAGUUACAGUUAGAUCUUACAGCUUUCUGUCUGUAGACGUUUAAUUCCUUACUAGUAGCCAUGCUGAAAACUGAUGGGACUGCUCCUGCAGGUCUCUUGUAUCUGCUGUUACCUUGUAGACAGAUCCUGCCCCUAGGGGAAAAAAAAAAAAAAAGCUAUAAGGCUGAGUUAUCUGGGUAAAAGGAUGAGCAUAUGUGCAUUAAGAACAGACAUCUCAAGUUCUGUCUGGUUCCUGAAAUCUGUUUGGAGUUCUUGGUACUGCUAUAACUGGGUCAGAUGAUUGUGCUAUUUUUUGUUAUAGGAAGUACAUUUGUUGAUAGGAUCAUAUAGAAUAAUCUCUUUAUAAUUAUACUAUGAUGGAUCUUUGUUUUGCAGGUAAAUCACAUUGUCUCUUUCAGCUAACCAUGUCUUUAAAUUCAUCUACAAUUCUAAAUGAAGAAAACUCUCAAGGACCAAAAAGAAGUCUAGAACAGCAGACUCCAUCAUCAUUUCAAGAUAACCCACUUCAAAAAUUACAGUUAGCGUCACAGGAAGUACUUGAAAAGGCAAAAAAAAGUGGGAGAUCAAAAUGCCCACGAUGCAGUAGCUCAAGGAUGUUUUAUUGUUACACAUGCUUUCUUCCUGUUGAAACUGUCCCUAUCACAGAAAUCCCAAUGGUGAAGUUACCUUUGAAGAUUGACAUUAUUAAGCACCCAAAUGAAACUGAUGGCAAGAGCACUGCUGUGCACGCUAAGCUCCUGGCACCUGAUGAUGUUACAAUUUACAAGUACCCUUGCAUUCCUGAAUACAAAGAAAAAAGACACGAAGUGGCACUUAUCUUUCCCGGCCCCGAUUCAGUUUCAGUAAAAGACAUUGCUUUCCAUCUCCAAAAAUACUCCAGGAAAGGUGUUGGUGACACUGAUGAUGACUGUUCCAAAGAGCCGUUUCCUAAGAAAGCAAGAGUAGAACCUACAGAAGAGAAAGAUACAAAUGAAUGCAUCUCAAACAACAUGAAUGAAUGCACUAAGCUGAAGAAAAUAAUAUUUAUUGACAGUACCUGGAAUCAAACAAAUAAAAUAAUAACUGAUGAAAGACUUCAAGGGUUACUACAAAUUGAAUUGAAAACAAGGAAAACUUGCUUUUGGCGUCAUCAGAAAGGAAAGCCAGAUACGUACCUUUCCACAAUAGAAGCAAUUUAUUAUUUCUUUGUGGAUUAUCACCAGGAGAUUUUGAAAGAGAACUACAAAGGACAAUAUGAUAAUCUGCUUUUUUUCUUUUCAUUUAUGUACACAUUGAUUAAAAAUGCCAAGUGUGGCACAGGAAAAGAAUAAACUGUCUGUCCAUAAGUAACAACCUAUAGGUAACAACCUUUUAUUUUGUUUCUUUUGUAAUGAUGAUCUACUGUAAUAAUGUAAUUUUACCUGACUGAAAUCUGGAAACAGGUUGUACUCUUAGUCAUGGCUAAGGGUUUUCCUCUAAAAGUAACCUUAUGUGUGCAGAACUACUCAGAUGAGCAGUCUGAUUUAAAAUAUUUGAAUAGAAUUAACAGUUUACUGAAUACUGUACUGUAGUGUUUGAACCUGAUCUGCUAAUCAGGGAAUUUUUUCAGGUGGGGAUUGGAGAAGCUGGCCUUUGUCCCAUAUGGAUCUAACUCUAAAAAAGGAUUUUGCAUGCUAGCUUCUUUUGUUAUUUAUGUUUUGGAUGUUUCGUAUGUUUUAUCUAGUCAGAUUGAUUUCAGUUACAUGACUUCAAAAAGGUCCUGAAGUUAUUAGGACAGUAUUUAAUAGAGGACUGGGAACAAAUGAAAAGCCACAUUGAGUAAAUGGAGUAUAAAUUACAUGCUUGAUGGUUGACUCCAAGAAUUGUCCUUGUAAUCAAAAAGCAAUCUCUUUAAAUAUCA
Molecule: messenger RNA, 2719 nt
Organism: Lagopus muta (rock ptarmigan)
Lineage: Eukaryota; Metazoa; Chordata; Aves; Galliformes; Phasianidae
Gene: DTWD1
Product: DTW domain containing 1
Exons: 5
Coding region: 1194-2150 (318 amino acids)
Biological process (GO): tRNA modification
Cellular component (GO): nucleus
Molecular function (GO): tRNA-uridine aminocarboxypropyltransferase activity
Source: RefSeq, a predicted model, not a curated record